GGCAGGCGGCCCGCGGGGCGGCGGCGGGAGGAUGCCUCGCGCCCUGCCGAGGCGCCAACGGCCGCAGCGCGUCCCGGGCAGCGCCGGGGCCGCCUGAGAGCCGAGCCCGCGCUGACCGGGGCCCGGGCCGGAUGGGCGCUGCGGGCCGGGGCGCGGACCGCCGAGCGGCCUGGGUCCACUGAUCACCAGGCCUGCAGUUCCUGAAAUGUGGAGGAAAACAUUUCAUCCUGUAAUUCAAGUAAGAAGGAAGACUGUAUGAAGGGAAGCUCGUUCUGCCAAAGGCAAACUAGACUCAUGCUAUUGCCCAUUGAUGUGAAUCCUUCCAGGCCUUUCCAUGCACGUGCUGUGUGUGUUUGAACAGUUGUGACAUUUUUCUCUCGUCCCAGCUGUGUGGACAGUGCCACACGCCCUCUGAACAACAACGGCUCUUGCAUGCAUAUUUCAGUGUCUCUUUUGUCAGAGAGCCCAGCAGAGCCGUGGUUCUUCCGGUGCCAGCCCUGAGCUGAGCGAGGAGUGCCCUGCCGAGAUGGUGAAGAUGACAAAAUCCAAAACUUUCCAAGCUUAUCUGCCAAACUGUCACCGAACGUACAGCUGUGUCCACUGCAGAGCCCACCUGGCCAAUCAUGAUGAGCUGAUCUCUAAGUCUUUUCAGGGAAGUCAGGGACGAGCCUACCUCUUCAAUUCUGUGGUGAACGUGGGCUGUGGCCCCGCUGAGGAGAGGGUCCUUCUUACUGGCCUGCACGCGGUCGCAGACAUCUACUGUGAAAACUGCAAAACCACGCUCGGGUGGAAAUAUGAACAUGCCUUUGAGAGCAGUCAGAAAUAUAAGGAAGGAAAAUUUAUUAUUGAGCUUGCCCACAUGAUCAAAGACAAUGGUUGGGAGUAAAGUGAAAACUUUGUUCUCUUCUGAAUCCUAUUUUGUGAAAGAAACUGUAAAUGUAACGGAAACCUAGGAGCAUCCUGGAUGACAGUUUUUCUUGAACUUUGAACCUUGUAGGCUGGCCUCUCCCAGCUGUUCUGGUGGUAAGGUGUCCCCUCAGCCUCUGUCCUGUUCAUGUACAUGGCUGUUUCCGAAAUGUUUCAAUGACCUUUUCUUCUCAAGUUCCAGAGAAAGAAUUAACCAACUGAUGACUUACCCGUCUAGUUAAUACCUUCUUUUAACCUAUGCCUUUACAAUAGAGUUUGGUUGUGCUCUUUCACGUUUGAUAGAAAACCAAACUGAAUUUCUGCUGACUACAGGGUUAGGGUCUUUUUAGAGAGUAAGUUCAUUCCUCUCUUUUGGAAUGAGGGUACUAUAGCCCACUUUUUUCCCCUAAUUCGUGAAACUACAAAUGGACUGUUCCUCUUGCAGAUGAACUGUUAAGGCAUAGUGCUCAUUUAAGAAUCUUCCAGAAGCAGCCAAUGAAUCUAUAUGCCAAGGGACCUUUUUCUUUUUUAAGCUUUGCUCAAAAACAGAAGACACCACUGAUUACAUUUUAGAUAAGCUAUAAAUAGAGAAAUAUGCCUAAUGGAACAUCUUGUUUAUUUAAGCCAACAGCUUCCCUAUCUAGAAAGCAAGCAUUAGCAAAGACUAUUCCAGGGGUCUGCAGGGGCACGCUAUUUAGGCUGCAGUCCGGCAGGGCCCUGGCGGUGGGGCUUCUGCAUCAGUUGCUGAGGGUGGGUGGUCCACAGAGUUAGAGUUUAACACACUGGACCGAGUAAAAUCGGAUUUCCUUUUCUACUCUGAUGUACUUGAAGAAAAAGAAUUACUUUUGCAUAUGAAAGAGGCCAGAAUGAGCAGGAUAAACUUCCAAACUUGAGAUUUGAGAGAUUGUUUUAACAUUUUUUUCAGGAAAGGUUAAAGUUCUAAGACCUAUUUAAACUUUGUAAAUGAAUAUGGGUCUCCUGUGCCCCACUGGUUCUGUCCCUUGAACUGAUACAGAAGGGAUCUGGGCAGUCUUCUAAGUCCUGUGUCUCAACCAUCCACCUGUGCCUCUGCAGGGAGAGGGCACUGUGCAGAAUUUUGGCCAAUGUUCAGAGCAUGGAGGUCAAAAAUCAUUCCCAAAUAAGUUCUGUUUUUCAGUGUUUGAGCCUGACUCCAGCUGCUAGGCCUGGCCAGCUGCUCCAGGGGUCUGGUGGGGCCUCCAGUGUAGCUGGAGACCCCUGAGUCCCCAUUGCUGGGGGUGGGGGCAGGAAGAGAGGGCCCAGGGAGGCAGGGAGAGAGAAGGGCAGCGUGCCCAGAGGUUUCUCUGCCGGGCCAAUGUCUGAAAGACAAGGUCAGCCCCGUGGCAAAUGUGAGCUGGCUGGGAAGGCUGAGAACGGCUUCCAGUCCAGUGGGAGGUCCCUUUCCUCCUUCCAGCCCUCCUGAGCCCCAGAGCCCAUGGCCCCCCUGGGUGGUUUUGGCACAGCUGCUCACCUAGUUUCCCUUUUGGCACCAUCUCUCGGGUUAAGCCUUGGAACGUGGGGAAAUGGCGCUGCCUUGCUGUGGGUGAGGGCACUGGAGUGCGAGCUAGUGUAUACGCAUGUCUCCAAGUAUCGGAGGCAGAUCUCUGUACAGCCGCGUAGGCCUCUGCGUGUACAGGUGCUCCAGCAGGCUGCUGCUUCCUGAGCUGGUGUGCCCCCCCCCGCCCCCCUCCCCCAGAUGUAGGUUGUCCCAGAGCAGCCCCGUGUUUGAGUUCAUGUGCAGCUAUACAGCCUUCAGGCUCCCAGGGCACAGUCCUGCACGCAUGGCACACUCAUUGCCACGGUCAGAAACCUGAAGACGCCGCACUUGAGCUGGCAUGUGAAGCACGGUCACCUGCAGCUUUGGUCCUUAGUGGCAACUUUGAAAGGACACAAAGACGCCUUCGUUGAGGAGUACUCCUCUUUGAAAACUUCACCUAAACUGACACCUCCCUUCUUGCCUUGGUGCCUCCAUGAGCCUCAGUGCUGUGUCUGAGGCUCCAAGAGGAUGAGGGAAAUGGGGGUCCUGGGGGUGCUGAGGGCAGGGCUCCCGAGCACUUCUCCGCAAGAUCUCCACGUAAACUGAAGAAUCUUCUCAAAUUCUUCUGACCGAUUUUUGUAUAUACUAAACUUCUAUUUAAAGCUUUUAUAUGUUCUGGGCAAGUUUACUGCUCCUUCGAUUUGAGCACUUUGGUUUUUGUAUUGUCUUUUGUGAUGGCAUUGAAACAUUUUUACUAGUGGUCUUAGGAGGCCUUGUUUUAUUUUGUUGGUAAUUGAUACCAACAAAAACCCUUACCACUUUUUUUGUUGGUCUUCUGAAAAACCCAAGCUCCUCUUGAAACCAAAAGAACAGACCGUGAGCUGGCUUCAGGGAAGGACAUUCACACACGAGACCACAACCAGAUGUGCUGGUAAAGUGUUGGAAUGUUCCACCCUUCUAAAUUCCUAAACAGUAAAUAUCAUCCUGUGACUUUUAUUUAAAUUAUUUAAAAUAUUUUUUUCCUUGAAGUUUGGGAAGUGAUGCCAGGAUCAUAAAUGCAUUUAAACUAUGUGGUGUUCUCUGGCACAGCACAUCUACUCUAAAAGUGUGGUUUAGUUUUGUUGCUGUUUUAUAUAUACAUAUAUAUAUAUAGUAUUUUUAUACCUUAACGCUUAUUCUUGAUGGCAUCUGUCAGAUAUUACGCGAAAUCAGAAAUGGGAAUCUUUUUUCAAAAGUCCUUUAAUUUACCUGAUGACUUCACCAGGUACUUAAAAAAUCCAAGUGGUUUUAAUACCUAGAAAACUAAGUUCCAAAAUGACCUACAGAAAUGUAAACCCUCAUUUGUCAAAGGCUCUUGGGUGGAUCUGCAGCCCAGAGUGGCCUGGCCAUGCCUUGGGCCAGGUGCAUGUGGUCACUGGGUGCAGCUGGAGGGACGGACCAAUGGACAACAGCCCGAAGGUUUGCCCCUUGGAGCAGGACUGUCAAGCUCACGUGCACAAGCCUCCUUCAGCCUCUGCGUCCAGCCCUCUGUCCUCUGUGUCCGUGUGAGGUUCAAAAAUAAAGCUUCCAAUGUCA
Felis catus (domestic cat) is the source of this 3976-nucleotide messenger RNA. RefSeq names its product yippee like 1 (gene YPEL1). The coding region runs from base 527 to 886 and encodes 119 amino acids. The record is from RefSeq and is a predicted model, not a curated record. The transcript is spliced from 6 exons. NCBI's taxonomy places the organism in Eukaryota, Metazoa, Chordata, Mammalia, Carnivora, Felidae.